Rattus rattus (black rat) is the source of this 1171-nucleotide messenger RNA. RefSeq names its product CKLF like MARVEL transmembrane domain containing 1 (gene Cmtm1). The record is from RefSeq and is a predicted model, not a curated record. The transcript has 4 exons. Gene Ontology annotation, cellular component: membrane. Bases 1 to 1134 code for a protein of 377 amino acids. NCBI's taxonomy places the organism in Eukaryota, Metazoa, Chordata, Mammalia, Rodentia, Muridae.
AUGAAGCCUGCAUCCACCAAGCCUGGGUCCAGACUCUCAACUUCACAGUCACAGGCGCCUGCUGCCUCUGCCGCACCUCACCACAGACCUUCAGUACCCGGAACGCCAAAGAGCCAGAGACCUUCAGUACCCAGACCACCAUCCCACCAGGGACCUUCAGUACCCGGAACGCCAACCAGCCAGGGACCUUCAGUACCUGGAACACCAACAUAUCUGCGACCUUCAGUACCAGGAACACCAAUCAGUCAGGGACCUUCAGUACCGGGAACACCAAUCAGCCCGGGAUCUUCAGUACCCGGAACACCAAUCAGCCCGGGAUCUUCAGUACCCGGAACACCAAUCAGCCAGCGAUCUUUAGUACGCUCCACACCAUCCAGCUACCGACCCACAGUACGCUCCACACCAUCCAGCUACCGACCCACAGUACGCUCCACACCAUCCAGCUACCGACCCACAGUACGAUCCACACCAUCCAGCCAGCGACCCUCAGUACACUCCAUACCAUCCACUAAGUCCUUGCAGUCAGUGGACAGAGAUCGCACUGCGGACAAAUUACCGAGGAAACACACCAAACAUGAGAAAGUGCGGCCGACUCGACCUGUCCCAGUGUCUGAGAAAAUCAAGAUACCGGAAACCGUCAAAAUACAGGAUAAGGACAAGGUCUCAAAAAGAUUCAGAGAUGGCUUCAGUAAUUUUUGCUGCUCAGCCAAUGGGAUGUUGAAGGCCUUGAGGAUGUGCAUUACUGCAGCAUCGGUAUUUUGUUUCGUCAUUGGUGGCACCCAGGACCUGUUUGUAGCCAUCAUGAUUCAGGAAACCUGCAUCGUCUUAUUUUUUAUUAUAAUCUAUUUGAUAGCCCUUCAACGCUUCCUGACCUGUAUCCACUGGCCUCUGCUUGAUCUGAUCAACACUCUCAUUUCGAUGGCAUUUCUUGGAAUAGUUAGCAUAAUAACCAUGACGACGGAAAACAGUGAAAAGAAUCUGACUUUUAUUGGAGGGGUCCUGUGCUUCUCGGCAGCAGUCCUGUGUGUCAUCGAUGCAUUGUUCGUUACCGAAAAGAUGAGGCACAAAACACAAAGUUCCCCGGGGAAGAAAACUAAGCCCUCUGCUACCCGACGGAGGCAGAAGCAGCGCUGAAGUCACCCCGCCCUCCACAGCAUUUGGCAGAGACUCG